UUAUGCUGUUCUUGAAGAUUAGAGUUUUCCCUUCCCAUCCUUUCUACUCUCUUGAAAAGCACUUCCACCAGGAAGUCAGUUUUCCUCAAAAUCACUUCCUCUGCUUCACUGUAAAACAUGCUCUUAAGGAGUUCUUCAACACCAAUCUUGAAUUCAUGGCUUCCACACUCUAAAGAAUCAUCACCAGAGCCAGAAUUCCAGGCUCUUAAAAGAACCAAAUCAAUCUCCUUAACUGGCUCCUUUCGUUCUCAACCUUCCUUUGACGACAAGAAAGUCACUACCCAAACUCUGCAAGAGACAAAUCUCCAAAAAAUCAAGAAUGCAUCACAUGGAAGACCACCUCAAAGCAAGAAACAACAAUGUAAGAAAGACAGUGAUGAUGAAAUAAAGAAAGAAGCAAUAGUACCCAGUUCAAGAAUUCAGAGAAUGUUUUCAAGUUCAGGGUUGGGGGGGAGAGUGGCGAAUGAUGAUGAUGAUGAUGAUGAUGAAAAGGAGGAGGGGCGUGGGUUGCAGACUCUAGUGGUUGGUGGUGGAUCGGGGAGUGGAGGAGGUGGUGGUGUUUGUGGUGGUAGUGGAGGGAGAAGAUCGGAUGGUGGAGAAAGUAAUGGUGGAUCAGAGUUUUAUGGGAAUGAAAGCACUGAUGCUUAUUAUCAGAAAAUGAUUUCAGCAGAUCCCGGGAAUGCACUUCUACUUGGAAACUAUGCUAAGUUUUUGAAAGAGGUUAAAGGAGAUUUCGCUAAAGCAGAGGAGUUCUGUGGAAGAGCAAUCUUGGCAAAUCCAAGUGAUGGAAAUGUUUUGUCAGUUUAUGCUGAUUUAAUAUGGCAAAAAGAGAAGGAUGCUGAAAGAGCUGAGAGUUAUUUUGAUCAAGCUGUCAAAACUGCACCUGAAGACUGCUUUGUUUUAGCUUCAUAUGCUAGGUUUCUUUGGGAUGCUGAAGAAGAAGAAGAAGAUGAAUAUGAAAGUGAAGAUUGCCCACAUGAAACUAAAUCUCCAUCAGGUUUCUUCAAUGGCCUUCCUUUAGCUGCAGCCUCCUAGUCUUCUAUGUUACCUGUUUUUUCCCUAUAAUAUAAGGAGAUUAGUGAUAUACUCUUAUCUGAGUGCAAAUAUAUUACUAUCUAAAGAAUAACAAACUCUCUUUGAUUUUGUCAUUGAGGGUUAUUGUAGAGGUGAUGACAUCCUAACAUCAACAAUAAGGAAUGUAAAGUAAGCCUUGUUUUA
Molecule: messenger RNA, 1218 nt
Organism: Ricinus communis (castor bean)
Lineage: Eukaryota; Viridiplantae; Streptophyta; Magnoliopsida; Malpighiales; Euphorbiaceae
Product: aspartate, glycine, lysine and serine-rich protein
Exons: 3
Coding region: 118-1035 (305 amino acids)
Molecular function (GO): protein binding
Source: RefSeq, a predicted model, not a curated record